This is a messenger RNA of Camelus dromedarius (Arabian camel), 1302 nucleotides long. It is a transcript of the gene FCRLA, whose product is annotated as Fc receptor like A. Gene Ontology annotation, molecular function: transmembrane signaling receptor activity. The transcript is spliced from 6 exons. The record is from RefSeq and is a predicted model, not a curated record. Gene Ontology annotation, cellular component: plasma membrane. Gene Ontology annotation, biological process: cell surface receptor signaling pathway. Lineage: Eukaryota; Metazoa; Chordata; Mammalia; Artiodactyla; Camelidae. Bases 40 to 1140 code for a protein of 366 amino acids.
AUCAGUGUGUUAGAAGCUGGAGACCUAAACACAGUCACCAUGAAGCUCGGCUGCGUCCUCACGGCUGGGGCCUUCUGCUUCUCUCCUGCAAUGCUCUGGGCAGCCCAGAUGCUACUGGCUGGAUGUCAUGCUGUGGCCAGUUUGGAGGCACUCCAGUGUGAAGGACCUGUCAGCACCCAGGAGAGCAGCUGCCACAUGGACGAUGACCUGCCGGGCCCAGGGGAAGUUGACUUCCAGGUCAAGGGCUACACUUUCAGUGAACCCUUCCAUCUGGUUGUAUCCUAUGACUGGCUGAUCCUUCAAAGUCCAAUCAGGCCCAUAUUUGAAGGAGACCCACUGGUUCUACGCUGCCAAGCCUGGCAAGACUGGCCACUGACCCAGGUUACCUUCUACCGGGACGGCUCAGCCCUGGGUUCCCCUGGACCCAAGAAAGAAUUCUCUAUUGCGGUGGUACAAAAGGCAGACAGCGGGCACUACCACUGCAGUGCUACCUUCAGUAGUCCUGGUCCUGGGAGCCCAGAAACAGCAUCUCCUGUGGCUAUCACAGUUCAAGAACUGUUUCCAGCCCCAGUUCUCAGAGCUACACCCUCAGCAGUGCCCCAAGAGGGAAGCCCAGUGACCCUGAGCUGUCAGACAGAGCUGCCCCUGCAGAGGUCAGCCACCCGCCUCCUCUUCUCCUUCUACAAAGACAGCAGGACAGUGCGCAGCAGGGGCCCCUCCUCGGAAUUCCAGAUCCCCACAGCUUCAGAAGCCCACUCAGGGUCUUACUGGUGUGAAGCAGCCACUGAGGACAACCAAAUUUGGAAGCAGAGCCCCAAGGUUGAGAUCAGGGUUCAGGGUCCUUCCAGCUCUGCUGCAUCCCCCACCAUGAAGCCAGCUCCUCAGAAACCAGCUGCUCCAGAAACUACUUCUACAGAGCCCCCUGGACCUCUGCCUCCACUGUCUACCCCUUCUUCUAAGGAUAAAGGCUUCUCCUCUUGUCUGCAGGUGCCAGACCCCCAUCUGUAUCACCAGAUGGGAGUUCUCCUCAAAGAAAUGCAGGAUUUGAGGGUUCUUCUUGGUCACCUGGUCAUGGAGAUGAGGAACUUGUCUGGCCACUUGAAGCCUGAGACCACAAAGGGUGCUGCCAAAUAUGAAUAAACAAUUAACCUGCCAUAUUGUUCAGCUAUUCCCAAUAAAUCCAAGUCUAUUUUUCCUCUUUCUGCUUUAUACUUUUGCAAAAAUAGUUUUACAAAAUGCACAAUGUUUUGUUUGUAACAGAGAUGGGUGAGUAUAAAUAAAUUCGUACAGUUAUAAUUGGAA